This is a messenger RNA of Mus caroli (Ryukyu mouse), 4365 nucleotides long. The record is from RefSeq and is a predicted model, not a curated record. Lineage: Eukaryota; Metazoa; Chordata; Mammalia; Rodentia; Muridae.
GCAGCCCGCGCCGGGGGUGGGGGCCCCGCGCAGCCCCCGGCCGGCCGCCCGCACCGCGUCCGCCCUCCUUCCCUCCCUCCCUCCACUGAUCCUGUCCCCCAUUCCCGGAUUAUUAACUCAGCAACCAGAGGCGACUGGAUCUACCGAGUCCUGGCCACCGGGCCCGGGCCGGGGCGCCCGGAGCGCUUGGGGAUCCUGCAAGGUGACCAUGGCCUUGCUGGGGAAGCACUGUGACAUCCCCACCAACGGCUGUGGGUCCGAGCGCUGGAACUCCACCUUCGCCCGCAAGGACGAACUCAUCAACAGUCUGGUGUCCGCCUUAGACUCCAUGUGCUCGGCGCUCUCCAAGCUGAACACGGAGGUGGCCUGCGUGGCAGUACACAAUGAGAGCGUCUUCGUGAUGGGAACUGAGAAGGGAAGGGUGUUUCUGAACACUCGGAAGGAGCUACAGUCAGAUUUCCUCAGGUUCUGCCGGGGACCCCUGUGGAACGAUCCAGAAGCAGGACACCCUAAAAAGGUGCAGCGCUGUGAAGGCGGUGGCCGGAGCCUCCCGCGGUCCUCUCUGGAGCAGUGCUCGGAUGUGUACCUGCUGCAGAAGAUGGUAGAGGAAGUGUUUGAUGUUCUUUAUAGUGAGGCUAUGGGCAGGGCCACCGUGGUACCUUUGCCCUAUGAGAGGCUGCUCAGGGAGCCGGGGCUACUGGCGGUGCAGGGGCUGCCCGAGGGCCUGGCCUUCCGGAGGCCAGCAGAGUAUGACCCCAAGGCACUCAUGGCCAUAUUGGAGCACAGUCACCGAAUUCGGUUUAAGCUCAGGAGGCCUCCUGAUGACGGUGGGCAGGACACGAAGGCGCUGGUGGAGAUGAAUGGUAUCUCUCUGCUACACAAGGGGUCCCGAGACUGUGGUCUGCAUGGCCAGGCCUCCAAGGUCGCUCCCCAAGACCUGACCCCCACCGCCACCCCAUCCUCUAUGGCCAACUUCCUGUACAGCACUUCGAUGCCCAACCACACCAUCCGGGAACUCAAGCAGGAGGUGCCAACCUGCCCGUUGACCCCCAGCGACCUGGGCAUGGGCUGGCCAGUGCCUGAGCCCCAUGUCCCCAGCACCCAAGAUUUCUCUGAUUGCUGUGGACAGACGCCUGCAGGGCCUGCUGGGCCUCUCAUCCAGAAUGUCCAUGCUUCCAAGCGCAUCCUCUUCUCCAUCGUCCAUGACAAGUCAGAGAAGUGGGAUCCCUUCAUCAAGGAAAUGGAGGACAUCAAUACCCUGCGGGAGUGCGUGCAGAUUCUGUUUAACAGCAGAUACGCGGAAGCCCUGGGCCUGGACCACAUGGUCCCUGUGCCCUAUAGGAAGAUUGCCUGUGACCCCGAGGCUGUGGAAAUUGUGGGUAUUCCAGACAAGAUCCCCUUCAAGCGACCCUGUACUUACGGAGUGCCGAAGCUGAAGAGGAUUCUGGAGGAGCGACACAGCAUUCACUUCAUUAUCAAGAGAAUGUUCGAUGAGCGCAUUUUCACAGGGAACAAGUUUACCAAAGACCCCAUGAAGCUGGAGCCAGCUAGCCCACCAGAAGACACUUCCACAGAAGUCUGUAGGGACAGCAUGCUGGACCUGGCUGGGACUGCUUGGUCAGACAUGAGCAGCGUCUCUGAAGACUGUGGGCCAGGAACCUCAGGAGAGAUAGGAAUGUUGAGGCCCAUCAAAAUCGAGCCAGAGGAGCUGGACAUUAUUCAGGUUACUGUCUCAGAUCCUUCACCUACCUCUGAGGAGAUGACUGACUCGCUACCUGGGCAUCUGCCCUCAGAGGAUUCCGGUUAUGGGAUGGAAAUGCCAGCUGACAAAGGCCCCAGUGAAGAACCGUGGUCAGAAGAGAGGCCGGCCGAAGAGAGCCCUGGUGAUGUGAUCCGGCCCCUACGGAAGCAGGUGGAGAUGCUGUUCAACACAAAAUAUGCCAAAGCCAUUGGUACCUCAGAGCCGGUCAAGGUGCCCUACUCCAAGUUCCUGAUGCACCCGGAGGAGCUGUUCGUACUGGGACUGCCUGAAGGCAUCUCUCUUCGGAGACCCAACUGCUUUGGGAUUGCCAAGCUGCGGAAGAUUCUGGAAGCGAGCAACAGCAUCCAGUUUGUCAUCAAGAGACCCGAACUGCUCACUGACGGUGUCAAAGAACCUGUUCUGGACACUCAAGAGAGGGACUCCUGGGACCGUCUUGUGGACGAGACCCCGAAGAGACAGGGCCUUCAAGAAAAUUACAACACCAGACUCUCGCGGAUCGACAUCGCCAACACGCUUAGGGAACAAGUCCAAGACCUGUUUAACAAGAAAUACGGUGAAGCUCUGGGCAUCAAAUACCCAGUGCAGGUGCCCUACAAGCGAAUCAAAAGCAACCCAGGCUCGGUAAUCAUUGAAGGCCUACCCCCCGGGAUCCCAUUCCGCAAACCCUGCACCUUUGGCUCCCAGAACCUGGAAAGGAUUCUCUCUGUGGCUGACAAGAUCAAGUUCACGGUCACCAGGCCAUUCCAAGGACUUAUCCCAAAGCCUGAAACCAAAAUUCUCACUACAGGACAUGAAGCUGGAAAAACCACCAGACCAAGGAGACUGCAACAGGACACCUGGCAGCCAGACGAGGAUGAUGCCAACAGGCUGGGGGAGAAAGUGAUCCUCCGAGAGCAGGUGAAGGAGCUCUUCAAUGAGAAAUACGGUGAGGCCCUGGGACUGAAUCGGCCUGUGCUGGUCCCUUACAAACUGAUCCGGGACAGCCCAGAUGCCGUGGAGGUGAAGGGCCUCCCUGAUGACAUCCCCUUCCGGAACCCCAACACCUAUGACAUCCAUCGGCUGGAGAAGAUCCUGAAGGCCAGGGAGCAUGUGCGGAUGGUCAUCAUCAACCAGCUCCAACCUUUUGGGGACGUCUGCAACAAUGCCAAGGUGCCAGCCAAAGACAACAUUCCCAAGCGCAAGAGAAAGAGGGUCUCUGAAGGCAACUCAGUCUCCUCCUCUUCCUCCUCUUCAUCUUCGUCCUCCAACCCAGAGUCUGUGGCAUCCACCAACCAGAUCUCCCUCGUGGUAAAGUCACGCGGAUCCGAACUUCACCCUAAUUCUGUGUGGCCUUUGCCCCUUCCUCGGGCAGGGCCAUCCACAGCUCCAGGAACUGGGAGGCACUGGGCUCUGAGAGGGACUCAGCCAACCACAGAGGGGCAGGCACAUCCACUCGUUUUGCCCACAAGAUAGACGGAGGGUCCGCGCAAUCAGCGCAGUGCUUGAAGUGCGGGUAUCACCUGCGAUGUGUAUAAAUGAGGUCAGCAGGAGCCAGAGGGGGAAGGUCACGUGACAGAACUCAACCUCCAUCAUCUGUCGGCCACAUUGCUUGCUUUGGCCCUUUCCUGAUUCAGAGGAACUCAUGUAAAAAAAAACAAAAACAAACAAAAAAACCCACCCAGGGUGUGGUGUCUUACAUCCUCGGUCCCAGUAGUGGAAGGGGGAAGAUCGGCAGUUCAAGGCUUUCUGGGGCAAUAUGGAGACUCUGUCUCAAAAGAAAACUGGCAAAACGGAGGCAGAGGGUGUGGCUUAGUCAGCAGGGUACUUGCUUUGCAUGCGAAGCCCUGGGUUCUAUUCGCAGCACCACAUAAACUGGACCUGGUGCUACACGCCUGGGAUCCUAACACUGGAGAGGUAGAGUCAGGAGAAUCAGAAGUUCAAGGUUAGCCUCAGCUACAUAGAAAGUUUGAGGCUAGCCUGGGCUACAUGAGACUGCUUCGAGAAAAAGGAAUGAAGGAAAGAAAAGCUGUUUUGUUGUUGUUUUUUGUUUUUGUUUCUUUCAUUUUUUUCUAUCAUUGACUCCCUCCCUUCACCCCAGGAGGUGAGAUAGUGUCUGUGGGGUGAGACUGUGUGAAUCAUGGUUUCCACUCAUGCUGACGCAGCCCUCAAUGGUGUCUAAACCAUGUAUUGAACACAGGUGGGGACAAUCAGUACAUUCCACCUGUGUGACCUCGGGCAGGUCUCUUUCCCUCUCUGGGCCUCAGUGGCUGCAUAAUAAGUACCAUUUGAAUUCAUCCUCAAAGAAAGCGUGCUAAUUAUUCUGGGAGUUCCUCCGUGUCACCUGGAGUCCUAACGUGGUCCCUCUGUCCCCUCCCCCCCUCUCUCUAGCAGUGGCCAGUGUACAUGGUGGACUAUUCCGGACUAAACGUGCAGCUUCCGGGCCCCCUUGAUUAUUAGACCUCAGAGCCGAAUCAGGACCUCAACUCAAAAGACUAAAGGAAAAUGUAAUUUAUGUACAAAGUAUAUUCGGAUAUGUAUCAAUGCCUUUUAGUUUUUCCAAUGAUUUUUACACUAUAUUCCUGCCGCCAAGGCCUUUUUAAAUAAGUAAAGAAAAUGAAAAAGAA